GGCCUCCUCCCCGCUCCGAGAGCCGCUUCCCGCUGCGCGCGCGGUGCCCGGCCGCCGGCCAAGCGGGCAGGUGCCGUCGGCGGGGUGGCCAUGCGGCGCUGCGCCCUGCUGGCCGCCUUGGCGCUGGGCUACGUGGGCUACCUGCUGCUGGGCGCGCUCAUCAUCUCGGCGGUGGAGCGGCCCUACGAGAGCCGGCUGCGCGCUGAGCUGCGCUCUCUCAAGGCCGCCUUCCUGCGCGAGAGUCCCUGCCUGCCCGAGCCCGCCCUCGAAAGUUUCCUGGUCGCCGUCCUGAGUGCCAACCGCCACGGCGUGGCUCUGCUCCGCAACGGCUCGGCCGCCCCGUCCAACUGGGACUUCGCCUCCGCCUUCUUCUUCUCCAGCACCUUGAUCACCACCGUCGGCUACGGCUACACCACCCCUCUCUCGGACGCGGGCAAGGCCUUCUGCAUCUUCUACGCGCUGCUGGGCGUCCCCUUCACCAUGCUGGUGCUCACGGCCACCGCCCAGCGCCUGCUGGGCACCUUCACCUCCGGCCCCCUGGAGUACCUGGCGCUGCACUGGGGCCACAGCCGGCGGGCGCUCUCCUGCGGGCACCUCGUCUUCCUGGCACUGGUGGUGCUGGUUGCCUUCUUCCUGAUCCCCGCUGCCAUCUUCAGCUCCCUGGAGGAGUCCUGGAGCUUCCUGGACGCCUUCUACUUCUGCUUCAUCUCCCUCUGCACCAUCGGCCUGGGCGACUACGUCCCCGGGGAGCAGCCCGGCCAACGCCUCCGCUCCCUCUACAAGGUCUCCAUCACCGUUUACCUCCUCCUGGGGCUGAUGGCCAUGCUCCUGCUCCUCCAGACCUUCCACCGGCUGGCCGAGCUGCACGGCCUCUCCGACCUGGUCUUGCUCCCCCGGGAGCAGCCCUGCGAGGAAGACCACCAGCGCAUCCUGGACGAGCCCCCGACUCCCUCGGAGCCCCGCCAGGCGGAGAAGACCCCCGUGCAGCCCAGCCCUGGGGGGCAGGCCAACUACUCCUCCAUCAACAGAUGAUCCGGCCCAAAGCUGCAGGGGGGGCAGGGAAUCCUUACAGAGCCCCCUUUCCUGGGGGGAUGUGUGCCUGUUUUACUCCCCCUCUCACCCUGUAUGCUGAGCCUCUGCCCAUGUACAAAGCUUCUUUCUCCUUGGCCCUGUGCUACUGGGUGCUGGCCAGUCUCUUGUGGGGUGGGGGAAGGAGAAAGCCCUUCUCUCAGGGGAGGGCCUGAACACAACCUACGCGGGGAGGCGAUGUCGUCACUGGGUGCUUCCUCUGAGCUUUCAGAUUUAACGUUUGUAGGGUGGUGAUUUUAUUUGAAAAAGAACAAAGAAUGACGUUGGAACUCAUGGACACUUGAUUCCACACAGGGACACGAGAUUCUGCUGUUGGGGGUGGGCCUCUCUCACGCCCCCCACCCCAAAGGGAACAUGCUCUGUUGCUGCCCCCCCCCACUUGCCUGAGACUGCCUGGAUUUGCCCCUGAGCAGAU
This is a messenger RNA of Lacerta agilis (Sand lizard), 1504 nucleotides long. RefSeq names its product potassium two pore domain channel subfamily K member 6 (gene KCNK6). Bases 91 to 1032 code for a protein of 313 amino acids. NCBI's taxonomy places the organism in Eukaryota, Metazoa, Chordata, Lepidosauria, Squamata, Lacertidae. Gene Ontology annotation, cellular component: membrane. Gene Ontology annotation, biological process: stabilization of membrane potential; potassium ion transmembrane transport. Gene Ontology annotation, molecular function: potassium ion leak channel activity. The record is from RefSeq and is a predicted model, not a curated record. The transcript is spliced from 3 exons.